This is a messenger RNA of Sclerotinia borealis F-4128, 303 nucleotides long. The record is from the annotation of a GenBank genome assembly. Lineage: Eukaryota; Fungi; Ascomycota; Leotiomycetes; Helotiales; Sclerotiniaceae.
AUGAAAACAUACUUCACGGAGAGAUUCAAGGACGCGGCGGCGAACUUUGACAACUUGCUCACCGGACUGGACAACGCUCUAAAGGGCCAAGAGAAGUUUUAUUUUCCGUCAAGAGGAACUUUCUUCAUCAAAAAUCCCAUCUUUGACCACAAUGCGAAUAUCCUUUGCGAGCUCGAGUAUAACGGGGAUGGUACUUCGACUACACCUAAUCCAACUGCUAUACCAAGACCAGGGAGUAUCACGGGCGAUUUCAGUUCUAUCUCGCCGAUUGAUGAUACCAGCGAUAAGCCAGUUUCAAAAUAG